Saitoella complicata NRRL Y-17804 is the source of this 859-nucleotide messenger RNA. RefSeq lists its product as uncharacterized. Lineage: Eukaryota; Fungi; Ascomycota; Saitoellomycetes; Saitoellales; Saitoellaceae. The transcript has a single exon. The record is from RefSeq and is a predicted model, not a curated record. Bases 47 to 580 code for a protein of 177 amino acids.
GAUCAAGAAGGGAGCGCAGAACACCAUUACCCUCCUUCAACAACAAAUGCCAUUCUCACCGCCUGUGUCACCGACUGAAACGAAAGGCCCGUCCAACCAGGCGAUCAAACGCGACUCCGGCGUAAGUCUCCUUGGUACCCCACCUCUCACUCCCGCCACCAGUUCUUUCGCUACGAACACGCCGUCAGAGGUGGACGACAGCUACUUCCCCUCCCUUGAGAUCCCGCUCAUUCACGACGGCCCGAUGUGCCCUUCCCUCGACGGCGACUAUUUCGAACGCUGCAAAGCCUGGUCAUGCUCUACAAGCGGAGAAGACAAACCGGUCUGGUGGAAGUCCACCACCACUACCAACGCAUCCCUUCAUGCCAAUGACGUCGAACUCGACAUGCACUACCCCCAACUGUACCGCAAACAAAAUCAAAUUUGGACUAUGGCGACAGAAUGGGAAGAGUGCGAUGGACUCGAAAGCGACCGGACCAGGACGAAUACGCCGAUGUUGCAUCCGGUGUUUUCGCGUGGAAGGAGGAAUUCUGAGAGCGAUGCGUUGAGGAGGUGCUCAGAGGUGUUGAUGACGUUCUGAGUGGGGAGGCGAGGGAGAAUGAUGCUCAUACCUCCGCUCGGCCCGAUACUGGGCUGAGCAGAAGAAAUGCACUGCCUGCUCGCGCCGCAAUGCCAAACAUGGCCUCGAGACGGCCGUGUAAUGGUAUCGCGCAGAAUCGUACGGCCAGUCACGAGCACCCAGGUGAUCGCUACUCGCGAUAAAGCCUGAACACGUGGAGUAAGGCGAGCUUCUGGCCUGAUAGACAGAGGACCUCGGUGUCCCGAUGUACACGCUUGAGAAUAGGGGAUCACUCCGCCA